AUGGCCGCCUUCAGAUACAUUGUCCCGGCUUUGGCCAUCGCGAGCGGUGUUGCCGCACAAUUCGGUAGCAGUGACAGCUCGUCUCCUUGCUCGGUUUCCGCCACUGCAACAAUCAAGAGCCAGGCUGAUGCCACUGCUCUCUCCAGCUGCUCCACCUUCCAGGGCAGCAUCUCCAUCGAUGCCGACACUGUUGAUAACAUCGACCUGUCCGGAAUCUCGCGCAUCACCGGUGACCUGAACAUUGAUGGCGCCUCCAUCACCCAGCUUUCAGGUAGCCAGUUGGCUGUCAUUGGCGGUGAACUGCACCUCAAUGAGCUGACUCGUCUCACCACCGCAAACUUCCCGUCUUUGGUCAACGUCGGAUCCAUCAGAUGGAACGCCCUGCCUAACCUGCAAUCUCUCAACUUCGCUCAGGGCGUGCAGAUGCUCAAGGCGCUUGACAUCCAGAACACCGGUCUCGCAUCGCUCGCCGGUAUCAUGCUCAACACCGCCGAGUCCAUCUUCAUCGCCAACAACAACUACCUGAAGGAGAUCAGCAUGCCUCUGGGUAACGUUACCAAGGGCUUGAACAUCAACAGCAACGGCCAGGGAUUGACCGUGGCGUUCCCCAACUUGAAGUGGGCGUACAACAUGACCAUCAGCAAUGCCGCCAGCAUCUCCACUCCGGCUCUCAUGUCUGUCAACACUUCUCUCGGCUUCUACCAGGGCGGCUUCGACUCCUACUCUGCUCCUAACUUGACCACUGUCGGCGGUGCCCUCUCCUUCGUGAGCGACAGCCAAUUGAGUAACAUUUCAUUGCCUGCUCUCACCACCGUUGGCAACGCUCUGUACAUUGUCAACAACGCCAACCUGAAGACGAUCGAUGGUUUCCCGCUUCUCAAGACCAUCGGUGGUAACUUGCUCGCCGUCGGUACCUUCUCCAACUUCUCGUUCCCUGCCCUCAGCACUGGCUACGUCCGUGGUACCACCAACAUGACCUCCACCGAGAACAUCUCCUCCUCCUGCUCCGUCUUCCAGCCUCUCCAGGGCAAGGACAAGCAGCUCCGCGGUGGCCUCACCUGCAAGCAGUCCGCCUCGGCCGGCAGCUCCGGCCAGAACGACAUCAACAGCAACAGCAACGGCGGCAGCACCGACAAGCCCAACGCCGCCGCCGGCCUCCUGAUCCCCAGCACCGCCGUCCUCGGCGCCGUCGCCGUCCUGUUCGGUCUGCUUUAG
Dissoconium aciculare CBS 342.82 is the source of this 1215-nucleotide messenger RNA. RefSeq lists its product as uncharacterized. The coding region runs from base 1 to 1215 and encodes 404 amino acids. The transcript is spliced from 3 exons. Lineage: Eukaryota; Fungi; Ascomycota; Dothideomycetes; Mycosphaerellales; Dissoconiaceae. Gene Ontology annotation, cellular component: plasma membrane; fungal-type cell wall. The record is from RefSeq and is a predicted model, not a curated record. Gene Ontology annotation, biological process: fungal-type cell wall organization.